ACGCUUUGUUAAUUUUUUUUUUUAAUUUCUCUGUAUUUUUUAGAAGAUUCUCCAACUCUGUUUACCUAUGUCUUUAGCCACUUCUCAGAUCCUUCAGUUUUCUCCAUGUUUUCUCUAAAUUUGGAUUCUUCACGGGUUAAUGAAGCCAAUCUAUUUGUCGAUAAGGAGCACAAGACGCUCCCGAUUUCUCUUUGCAUCCACUUUGAAUGUUCUAAUAAAAGGUUUUGUUCCUAGAAAUGUUGUCAGAUACAUUGGCGUCUAAGCUUUCACACAAUUGAAGUGUGUGCUGUUACAUAGUACUUUAUAAGAUGGACCGAGCAGAUACUUCAGGGUUUGUAAGUGGAGGAGGAACACUAUUGGAGUUUCUUCUAUUUUCCUAAUUUGUUUCUGAUAUAUUUUCCGGAUGUAUUAAAGACUUUUUUUGCAAGGUUGGCCUAUUUUUCUUAGUAAUAUUGUUUGCAACAUCUACGAACGGUAUGGAUUUGAAUAAGAACAUACAGAUUUCUCAUGUAUCUGAACUCUCAAAAAAUGAAAAUUUUGGUGAUACAGCCCUAUGCCUGAACUUUAUCGGUUAUGGAGGAAGCAAUGUGGCCAGAUUUGGAACUACAGAAAGCAAUCUUAAUGUUGACCUUUCUAAAGCACCUGAUGACGGCUGCAGGUUGGUUCUGGGGUUGGGCCCUACUCCAAGUGUAUACUUGGAUAAUUAUUACACUGUUGGUCUCAACAAGAACAAAACAACAGCAGCUUUAUUCACCCAGCACUUCUCGCCCGAGGAUGACUCGAUCCUAAAACUAGGCCUUUCUGGUGGGAUUAAGGAAAGUAUGAGUCAGUUGGAACACCCUCUGUCAUCAGAAACUGAUGUUAGUAUGCCACUUUCAAAACAUGUUUCUGUGGAAGAUAGUAGACUUACAAUACCUGUUGUUGAUGAGGGUUCUACUUCGGCCAGGAAAUCUGGUGGUUAUAUGCCAUCACUCCUCUUUGCUCCGAAAAUGGAUAGUCGCAAUGCUUUGGUUCAGACACAAGAGCAUUUUCAGUUUGGGGAUAAAUCUCCCUGUCAUGAAUUUCAUCAAACUUGUGAGCCCUCUUCGCAGAUCGACUUUUCUGUAGACACUCUCUCUGAGCAAACCACCACUAUGACGUCCUCAGAUAAUCGAGUAAGCAAUUCAAAGAAAUGCAAGUUUGCUGACUGCUCAAAAGGAGCAAGAGGGGCAUCUGGUCUUUGUAUUGGUCAUGGGGGCGGACAAAGAUGCCAAAAACCAGGAUGUAACAAAGGUUCUGAGAGCCGCACUGUCUACUGUAAGGCUCAUGGUGGAGGGAGGAGGUGCCAACACUUGGGCUGCACUAAAAGUGCCGAGGGGAAGACAGAAUUUUGCAUAGCUCAUGGUGGAGGCAGACGAUGUGGCUUUCCUGGAGGGUGCACAAAGGCAGCACGAGGUAAAUCAGGGCUUUGCAUCAGACAUGGAGGGGGAAAGAGGUGUAAGGUGGAAGGUUGCACACGCAGUGCUGAAGGACAGGCUGGUUUGUGCAUCUCUCAUGGUGGUGGACGCCGUUGCCAGUUCCAGGGAUGUACUAAGGGUGCUCAGGGAAGUACAAUGUUUUGCAAGGCUCAUGGUGGAGGAAAACGCUGUGUAUUUGCAGGGUGUACCAAAGGCGCUGAAGGGAGCACGCUGUUGUGUAAAGGACACGGUGGGGGAAAACGUUGCCUCUACAAUGGUGGUGGCAUUUGUCCCAAGAGUGUGCAUGGAGGCACCAAUUUCUGUGUUGCCCAUGGUGGUGGGAAGAGGUGUGUUGUGCCAGACUGUACAAAGAGUGCACGCGGUCGAACUGAUUGUUGUGUCAGGCACGGUGGUGGAAAACGAUGCAAGAUUGAGAAUUGUGGCAAAAGUGCCCAAGGAAGCACGGACUUCUGCAAGGCCCAUGGUGGGGGAAAAAGAUGCUCCUGGGGGGAGAGCAAAUGCGAGAAAUUUGCAAGGGGCAGGAGUGGUCUAUGCGCUGCUCACAGCAGUAUGGUGCAACAGCGGGAGGCAAGCAAGGGAGGACUCAUCGCAGCCGGAGUCUUCCAAGGGCUUGUAUCAGCAGCUACAGCCACAAGAAGCAGCUGGGACAACAAUCACCCAUCCUCAGGGACUAGUGUUAUUUCUGAUGGUAUCAAUUCCCUGGACAAAACAGCGAAAAGGCAACAACUCAUACAGCCUCAGGUAUUGGUUCCUUUAUCUAUGAAGUCCUCAUCCUCUUACUCGAGUUUCUUCGAUGCUGAAAAACGAGAGGAAAGAAGAAAUGUGUACGACAUAGACAUCAGCGGUGGUGUCAGCAACAAUACCUUUGACUUCUCGGUUCCGGAGGGUAGGGUUCAUGGUGGUCGUCUCAUGUCCUUGCUUGGCGGGAAUCUAAAGAACCCCUUUGAUGGAAUCUGAAGUCAAAAUCUGUGACAUGUAGAAAUCUAGUUUGGUUUUUUUGGCUUAUUGGGACUGAAAUUGUUCAUAAAAUUUGGUUGCUGUCAGAGACUUGACACAUAUGGUUUGUGUUGAUCAACAGUGUCAUUAUAAUUGUCAAAUUACCGAGUCAUUUGUCUCUUUUUCA
Hibiscus syriacus is the source of this 2580-nucleotide messenger RNA. RefSeq lists its product as uncharacterized. The coding region runs from base 477 to 2414 and encodes 645 amino acids. Lineage: Eukaryota; Viridiplantae; Streptophyta; Magnoliopsida; Malvales; Malvaceae. The transcript has 2 exons. The record is from RefSeq and is a predicted model, not a curated record.